AUGGCAGAAACUCAAUUCGGACCGGAGGGCUGGACACCUGAGCGCCUCGGCAACCUUGCGGGCAAGACCUACCUAAUUACCGGGGCCAAUGCCGGUGUAGGAUUUCAGGCAUCCCGAAUCCUUCUGUCGAAGGGCGCAAAGGUGGUGAUGUUGAAUCGCAGCGUCGAGAAAUCGGCUGCCGCGGUCAAAGACCUGAAAGAGGAAUUUGGGGUGGGUGCUGAUGUUAGCUUUGUCCGCAUGGACCUGGCCGAGCUUGCGAGCGUCCGCGAGGCGGCGGCAGAGGUGUUGAAGACCGUUCCACAGAUCGAUACGCUUAUCUGUAACGCCGCCAUUGCGCAAGUACCGUCGCAGAAGCUCACCAAGGAUGGCUUCGAAAGCCAACUUGGCACCAACCAUUACGGUCAUUUCGUCCUGUGCGGAAUGCUCUUCGAUCGCAUCGAAGAGUCGAAAGGCCGGAUCGUUGUCGUGGCCAGCCUUGGCUACAAAAUGGGGAUACGGACGAUCCAGUUCGACGACAUGAACUGGGAUAAGAACUACAGCGCCAACCCCGUCUACAGCCAAAGCAAGCUGGCGCAGAUGAUGUUUGCCUAUGAACUCCAAGACCGGGUCAAUCAAACUAGCAAGAGUAUCGAGGACCAGCGGCGGCGUUUUCACAAGGAUCGCGUUCUACCUCAUGUCCCUUUCUCCGAUGGUUCAAUCGGCUGA
Messenger RNA from Ectocarpus siliculosus, 705 nucleotides. The record is from the annotation of a GenBank genome assembly. NCBI's taxonomy places the organism in Eukaryota, Phaeophyceae, Ectocarpales, Ectocarpaceae.